Molecule: messenger RNA, 3600 nt
Organism: Purpureocillium takamizusanense
Lineage: Eukaryota; Fungi; Ascomycota; Sordariomycetes; Hypocreales; Ophiocordycipitaceae
Exons: 1
Coding region: 1484-3079 (531 amino acids)
Source: RefSeq, a predicted model, not a curated record
GAGACACAUUCCAGCCGGCGCUCCAGGUCCCGGGUGGUGGCGGAGGAGAUGAGGAGAUGAGUGCCGAGGAGCGCGGCGUUGCUGGGCCCCAUAGCGUUGCCCUGGGAUAUGACACCGACACCGACGACCGACCGACUGCAUUACGAUCCCACUCACUCACUUUACUUGUAUAUGCCGCGGGACGAGGGUCUGCUGACGCGAUUGCUUUGUCGUCAAGGAAUCCAGGGUGGAGGAGCGGCUCCCGUAGAAAGCUGACCGACCAUCUGAGCAGCUGGGGCAGUUAUACAGCAAGAGGCAAGGUAUGUAUAAAGACGAAACGGGCACCACAGCAACCCGCAUCGGCCGCUCCUGCCUUUACUUGCCCCGGUUUCAACUGCACUCGUGAGGCAAGAGCGCAUCGUCAGUGAGCAAACACACACCUUCCGAUUAAGAAGCGGUCUAUCUUAUUAUACGGACUGCCCGCCGUGCCUGCCGACUCUGCUUUCCAAUCGCCUGCUCCUUUUGGCGUGGAAAGGGCGAUCCGCCUUCCUGUUGCCCACAAAACGCACGCCGCAGCCCGUCCGUCGCCUUUGUAAAAGGGGCAUCACCGGGCGCAUCGACAAGCGCUUCACUGGCUCAGUCGGCACAGCACCGUCGCGUCACGCCCCAUCAUCUCAGCAUUCGCCAUCGUUCAUUGCUGCUGACCGCUCCUCACGACUGCGCCCUCUCAGUAUCGGCAUACGAGCACGCGUACUUUGAUCUCUGCAUAGCGAUCCUCUAUAAACGCCCCCCCGUUCCCAGACGCGACGCACCAGCUACUUGGCUCGUACCGCGAGGCUGGCCGUCCAUCACGACCCGCUUCAACACCCAGCAGAUCACAGCCGGCUGGGUGGCCGUUUCACGAUCUCCUUUCAACUUGCCCCCGUUCCCACCUUUCCGCCGGCACGCGAGACGGACGCAAUUUCGAAUCCUCGCCGCGCGCCCACCAACCAAACGUUGCAGCACUACGGAACCCCUGCUUCCCCCAUACGGAUAAGCUAAGGUCAUCGGUCACCUGCAAGAUUCCACCACUUGCCGCGAACGUCUCUGUACCCGUCCUGCCUCGGAUCAUCUGUCACUUUCCAAACCGCGCAUCUUCCCUCACCCAGCGACGGCGCAUCGCCGGCCGGCCCAUCAUUUCUCGCCUCCGCAUUCUGCGAGCACGACGAUCCUUUCGACCGGCUGCGCGUAGAACACUUCAGCUACCGUUGUUCGAUACCAAUCACAGCUCGUCUGCUGCUUCUUCUUGGACUGCUUUGCAGCUCUUUCCCUUCCAUCCGCUCUUUCAUAUUCAGCACAUCACCGCCGCCGGACCCGGAGUCUUGCCAGCGAGCAUCGGUAUUCGUCAACUGCUGCGUCGAGAGCAUACCCGCCUGUCUAUUCACGCGAGACCUCCACCCCGAACCGUCGCAUACGAUUGACUGGUCGACCUGGCCUCACAACCUCUCCCUCGGGGGCCCUCGCAAUGACAAGCACGGCGAACGAGCAGCAAGUCUGCCGCGCGGCAUCACCAGAGACCUCGCCGACGCUAGCCAUUGGUGCCUGCCCUGAUCUUUCGCGAUGCGUUUCGACCGCCUCCUCCGCAUCUCACGGGUCUCAAACAGAUGUCGGCUCUCGCGAUUCCCUUGGCAGCGGGCUGACCUCGCGGAACUCUUCUGCGUCGUUCCACUCGCGACACUCAGACGUGUCCAACCUCUCCGCACAGACGGCAAACAGCGGUGACCGCAGGCCACGUCGCCGAGGCUACGUGCGCCCGCAGGCAACAUACUUUGCAGCGAGCGCCAGGUCACGGGAGAGCGUCAUGAACCUCGGCAGCAUCGCGCAUCUACAGUAUUACUUUGCUAGAACCGGCCUCUUGGAUGGCAAGGGUGGACAAUUGGCUCGCAAGAAGCAGAAUCAGCGCGCGACCUUGGACAUGUCCGCCUUGGAGGGACUGGGUGGCACCACCCCUGCCGUUGUGACGACCGAUGCGGACUCGUCAUACUCCUCCAUGGGCGGCAGCCCGGACCUUGGUGGAGGUGACAGAGAAGUAACCGGUCACGUUGUGUCUCCGCUCGAGGAGAUGGACGACGACUAUUUCGAGGAUAGCUUUGCCGAAUCAGACCCCGGCAUGCUCCCGCCAACCGUCAGCACCUACCACCACAGGUCUCCGCACGUACCCAAACCGCCCACGAUAGUGGAACUGAAGGCGGAUUUGGAAAGCAGUUUGCAGGACGCGGCCAAGUCACUCAAGGAGGUAGACGAGCGCAAAGCUGGCGUUUUCGACGAGGGAUCCCAGUCGCCCGAGUACCCAAACAUGCCCACGGCCAACACGCAAGGCUGGUAUGAACUGCAGGGCAUGCACAUUCUCGACGUCGUCACCCUCGCCAUUCGGGCCGCCAAGAUGUACUACACGGCGCACGAGCUUCCCGAUCGGCUCGACUCCAUCAAGCCGGAGAAGCAGGUUCGCGCCGAUCUGCUUGCAGUGAUGGAAACGCUGAAGCAAAUGGCAACGCGCAACUUCAAAGGCGGGAUGAAGGACGACGAGAUCAAGAUCAUGCGUGGCUGGAUCGAGAGCGUCUUUGGUAUCCUGCGAAAAGAGGAGGCGAUUGAGGCGGCGGAGAAGGCGGAGCAAGCCGGGUGGACAUGGUUGAGCGGUGACUGGCAUGGCCAGGGCCUGGAGAGGGAAAGAGCGUUUCUCCUGUCCAUGGACACAGAGUCGGAUCCGCUCCCGGAGUGGACGCCUGUCGCCGAAGCGGCAGAGGCGCCGACGCCGUUCCUCAAGGAGAUGCAAAACGGACUCCGCCUGGUCAAGCUGCACAACGCUGUCGUCAAGAAGUCUAGGAGGCGGUUUGGCGCGAUUCCGACAUUCCACAUGGACACGCAAAAGCCUUAUCGGUGCGCCGACAACCUACGGUACUGGGUCAAGGCUGCAGAGCUGCGCUUUGAGGUGAUGCUCAAGGUGGAUGCGCUCGGAGUGGCGCAGAACAGCGGGCCGCACGUGUGGCAGGAGUUCGAGGAUGCCAUACUCAAAUGGUGCCGCCACGUGCGAGAGGAGGUAACGAGCGAGCUGGUGAAGUGAGGGUCGCACGAGCACGCUGCAUGGAGAGGUGGGCGGCGGCGACGGAUCAGACGCGGUCAUGACUAAUGUCGACAUGUUGGGAGUUUGUCCAGGCUGGGGAUCAGGACGUCAUUGCUCUUUGGAGGCGCCCGGCCCGUCAGAGGCUGACCUCGUUGUGUUUGUUACAGCUCCUUUGUUUUGCAUUCAUCCUGGGCAUGGCACGCGUCGGGUUAUUCGGCCAAGCGAGAAGGACGCAGCCGAUGAGGCAUACUUGAUCUAACAUUCUAGCAUAUACCCAUAGCAUAGGUUUAGGGCGGCGGCGCAGUUGUGUUGGCUUCUUCUGUACAGACGCGGGGCCCGUGAUGGCAUCACGCGUGGUAAUGUUUUGAACAUUAGGUAUUGUGGUGGCUUCAGCGUCGUUGAGGGGUCCAGGUCAGGAGCCGGGACGGGAGACAUCCCAAGACUCUAGCACAUUCGAUAAUGUCACGGUGCGUGUAGCGGCUCGGCAUAUUCCAGCAUAUUAAUGUAUUCUGUAUUCUGAC